Molecule: messenger RNA, 1998 nt
Organism: Purpureocillium lilacinum
Lineage: Eukaryota; Fungi; Ascomycota; Sordariomycetes; Hypocreales; Ophiocordycipitaceae
Biological process (GO): transmembrane transport
Molecular function (GO): transmembrane transporter activity
Source: RefSeq, a predicted model, not a curated record
AUGCGCCAAUUCGCAGCUACGCGCUGCGCGGAUAUCGGACGCAAGGGGUCAUCAUCAUCAAUGCCGGCGCUGCAGCCGCUUUUGUCACUGAUUCAGCGCGGCGUUGACAACACUACGCAUGCCAGCAACGCCGCCGGCUCAGGCGACGAUGCGUUGCAAGUCAUCUGUGCCUGGCCCGUCUCUGGCCAGUACGGACCCGUCGAUGAGACAAUCGAGAUGGAGGCUUGGCCAAAACGGCUGUCGCCUCUUGGCUUCAAUCCACUCUUUAGCCCUGUUGGCUGGCUGACUGACGGUGACAACGACACCAGAUACUACGUCCUUAUAGCGGCGUGCGUGCUCGCGCAAAAGUCCGUCUGGAUCAGGAAUGCGUGCCUUGCCGCUGCUCUCUUGUUGCCGGCCGUGGCGGCGGUGCACGCCAUUGUGCUCGCGGCGCUGCACGUCGAUGGCGCCGUCGACAUGGACGUCUUUGGGGCCUUUCAACUCUGCUCCAUUGGCAUCCUCGCCGCGCCGGUAACCGUUAGACUGUCUCGGACGUACUUUAACGAUCCAGGCCGCAACACCAUCUUCCUCUGGGCUGGGCUCAUUCUAGCGGGCCUCCUCAGCCUUACCGUCGAGUUCUACCGCAUCGGAACGUCCAGCUGCUCGGAGAAGGAGGCGGGCAUCCCCAUCCCACGGGACACACACCGCUUCCCGUAUGGCAACACGACAUGCGGGCUCGUAUGCUCCGUGACCGAAGGCCCCUUCUCGCCCAUGCGUGGCGGGUCGGCUAAGGACAUCUAUGUGAUUCCCGCUCCAGAUGGCCUCACUUUUGGGACGGCGACGCUGAUCGCGGCGGCGUGCUGCGUCCAUGCCAUCCUGUGGCUGGCAUCCAUGAUGGACAAGAUACUCGAAAUUAACUUCAAGUCCGUGUCUCUGCGUUUCAUGGAGCGAGAGACCGAUGGGCAGUUGAACGACCCCAUAGAGGGGACCAACGGGGCUACGAUCGGAAGCAUGAAGAAAGUAAACCACAUGGUACGCAUGUUUCUGAGCGUAGUUGCGGUCCCUGUGUUUGGAGGGGCCGGGUUGGCGAUUCUCAUCAUCGGCGAGAGGAACUUUUUCAGUCCUCAGGUAAAAUACCAGAAUGAGCCGUGGGCAAGCAUAGGGCAAUGGGCACCAAUUGUUGGAACUGGGCUGGCCGCGGUGGGCUCCUUAUACCUGCUCCUCAAAAGCGACGGCAACAGCACCGUUGAGGGGGUCUGCAAGCACUGCGCCCAUCACACAAACCGGUCUCCAAGCAGCCGCGACUCCCGCAGUCUCCGCGACUCGGUCGAUGACUCCGACCGCACGCGCUCGCCCCAUGUCCCGGUUGCCCAUUCUGCAACAAUGUCAUCGAGCGCCAACGAUGGCAUGUCGCCCCUGAGGCCGAGCUUCACGACACUCAGUCGGUACCUCACUGGCCACGCGAGCCAAGCCACUACCGUGCGUUCCGACGUCGGCGGGAGGCGCAAAGUCGCCCGGAUGUUCCACGCCGUGGGCAAGUCGUUCAACUCGGCGGCGUACGAGAUGAUGGGCACCUCGGGCUUCGAGCCCACCCGCGCGGGCGACUUCCCUGAGAUCCCCGGCGAGGCGAACCGGAAUCGCAAGUUGAAGCGCAUACGAGAAAGGUAUAAUCCGCCGCGGGACGCGGAUGGCUAUGAGACGCCGCUGCCCAGGUCCCGUUCUAGGGCCACGAGCUUUGUGGGGAGCGUGGUGUCGGCACGCGAUGAUGAGAGUCCUAGGCGUGCAUCGCCACAGCCGGCUGGUGGGACUCCGGCUCGCAGUGUGUCCAGGCCAAGGGCAAUCACAUUGCCAACAGGGGGGAGUACAGUUGGCCUCGACUCUGGCGAUUCGGCAUCGUCUGCAGGUGGCCCCAGCCGCGGGAGGCAGCGCAUGAGAAGGGAGACGCUACAGGUUCCCGUUCAAGUGCACCAUCCAACGAGGGCACACCAGCUACGACGAAGCUUUUCACCACAGCCUUGA